Messenger RNA from Oncorhynchus tshawytscha (Chinook salmon), 1250 nucleotides. RefSeq names its product uroplakin 1a (gene upk1a). The record is from RefSeq and is a predicted model, not a curated record. The coding region runs from base 118 to 873 and encodes 251 amino acids. Lineage: Eukaryota; Metazoa; Chordata; Actinopteri; Salmoniformes; Salmonidae. Gene Ontology annotation, cellular component: membrane. The transcript is spliced from 8 exons.
ACAGCAGGUGCAACAGAAUGACAGGUGUUUGGUCAACAGAAGAAGAUGCUCAGGGCCUGACAUCACUGCAGGGGAGGAGCAGUGGGUUUAGAAGGAGCUGACAGAAGGACUGCUACCAUGGCUGAUGGAAAGGGAUUCACCUGUCUUAUGGUCAUUCUCAUCCUGGGGAAUAUAUUUGGAGCUGCAGCAGGUCUUGCCCUUUGUGCUCUGGCCAUCUGGGUUGCAGUAGAUCAAUUCAAGCUCUACCCUAUAUCUGGUGUGUCGGGGAAAGAUGACAUCUUUGCCGGGGCCUGGAUUGCCAUUUUCACAGGCUUUGCCUUCUUCUGCAUGUGCGUCUUUGGUAUCUUGGCUGCUGCGAUGAAGAGCCGUGCCUUAAUGCUAACAUAUCUGAUCCUGAUGUUGAUCAUCUACAUAUUUGAGUGUGCCUCGUGUAUCACUGCAGUCACCCACAGAGACUAUCUGGUUGGAAACAGUAAUCUGGUGAAGAAGCAGAUGCUGAAGUACUAUGCAGCCGACGGUGACUCUGGCAGUCAGAUCACACUGACAUGGAACAAAGUGAUGAAAGAGGUGGAGUGUUGUGGAACGGAUGGCCCAGUGGACUGGAUAGAGUACAACUCCACCUUCAGGGAGAAGUUUGGUACAGACUACCCCUGGCCCACCCACUGCUGCAAGAGGAAGAACAACUACGAGGUGGUGAAUGUGGAGGCCUGUAAGAACGGUCAGAACACCACCAUGUUCACUAAGGGCUGCUUCAACCACAUUGAGUCUGUGUUCAGUCGAUAUACAUGGGCUAUCAGCUGGUAUGGUUUCGCUGUGCUAAUGUUUAUGUUCUUGCUGUUGAUCCUGGCCAUGGUGUACUACCUGAUGCUGUGAGAAGUCUGGAGGUGAUGUCUCUAACCCAUGUUUUUGACUUUCUGCUGAAGCCACACCAACCCUCACUUCAGCAACUACAGUGCCUUGCAAAAGUAUUCACCCCCUUGGCGUUAUUUUGUUGCAUUACAAACUGUAAUUGAAUUUAAAUUGAUUUUUAUUUGGAUUUCAUGUAAUGGACAUACACAAUAUAGUCCAAAUUGGUGAAGUGAAAUUUAAAAAAUUACUUGUUUAAAAAAAUGUAAAAGAAUUUAAAACGGAAAAGUGGCUCGUGCAUAUAUAUUCAACCUCUUUGCUAUGAAGCACCUAAAUAAGAUCUGGUGCUACCAAUUACCUUCAUAAGUGACAUAAUUAGUUAAAUAAAGUCCACCUAUGUGCAA